Messenger RNA from Acinonyx jubatus (cheetah), 2919 nucleotides. RefSeq names its product putative olfactory receptor 2B8. Lineage: Eukaryota; Metazoa; Chordata; Mammalia; Carnivora; Felidae. The record is from RefSeq and is a predicted model, not a curated record. Bases 483 to 1421 code for a protein of 312 amino acids. Gene Ontology annotation, molecular function: G protein-coupled receptor activity; olfactory receptor activity. Gene Ontology annotation, biological process: G protein-coupled receptor signaling pathway. The transcript has a single exon. Gene Ontology annotation, cellular component: membrane.
UACAUGUGAGGUGUGUGCAAAUCCAGUUGUGUAGAAUCAGGAGACACAUAUUUGUAUUAACAUCUCUCCUUCUCUCUGCAUCUCUUUCUGAUUCUUUCUGAGCUCUUCCUCUUUUCCCUUAUACAUUUUAUAGAACUUUAAGUCUGGAAUGUACACACAUUUUUACAGUACUUCAAGUUCUAGUAAGUGCAGACUGAUACACCUUAUAUUCCUUUGACUGAUGCAAACAAAAUGUCCAUUAUUUCACUUUUCUCAUAUUAAAUAUUAAUAAUUAACUUUUGGCGAUAAUGUGAAAUUAUAUUGGUAUAAGCUACGUCAAUUUCAGGGAGUACAUCAUUUAUUCACGUUAUUGCUGAUAAAUUCCAUGCCCUUGUCUUUUCAUAAGAUCAUUUCAACCCCCUACCAAGUUGUUUUCUUUUUGAAGAUUUCUUUUAAAAAUUGCUAAAUACUUGGUCUUGACAGGAAACAUGUGGUAAGAAAGAAUGGACCCGAAAAAUGGAAGUUCUUUCACUGGCUUUAUCCUGCUGGGUUUCUCUGACCGGCCUCAGCUGGAGCGAGUCCUCUUUGUGGUUCUUCUCAUCUUCUAUCUGCUCACCCUGCUGGGAAACACAAGCAUCAUUGCAUUGUCCCGCCUGGACCCACACCUGCAGACUCCCAUGUACUUUUUCCUGUCCAACCUAAGCUUUCUGGACCUGUGUUACACGACCAGCACUGUUCCUCAGCUGCUGGUUCAUCUCAGGGGAGCAGACAAGUCUAUCUCCUUUGCUGCUUGUGUAGCUCAGCUGUUCGUCGCUCUAGGGUUGGGAUGCACAGAAUGCAUUCUGUUGGGGGUGAUGGCAUUUGACCGCUACGCAGCCGUCUGCAGGCCCCUGCACUACACAGUGAUCAUGCACCCCCGUCUCUGUGCCCUGAUGGCUUCUGCAUCGUGGUUCAUUGGUUUUGCCAACGCCUCGUUGCAGACGGUGCUCAUCUUCCUUGUACCACUUUGUGGGAGAAAUAAAAUAGACCACUUCUUUUGUGAGGUCCCCCCACUGCUCAAGCUUGCCUGUGUUGACACCACUGUGAAUGAGUCUGAGCUCUUCUUUGUCAGUGUGAUCAUUCUUCUCAUACCUGUGGCAUUAAUCACGUUGUCCUAUGGUCGAAUCGUCAGGGCAGUGUUAAGAAUAAAGUCAGCCACAGGGCAGAGGAAAGCGUUUGGGACAUGUGGGUCCCACCUCACGGUGGUGUCCCUGUUCUACGGCACGGCCAUCUAUGCUUACCUGCAGCCCAGCAACAACUACUCCCAAGAUCAGGGCAAAUUCAUUUCUCUCUUCUACACCAUUGUCACCCCCAUGGUCAACCCCUUCAUAUAUACUCUGCGGAACAGGGAUGUGACGGGAGCAAUGAGGAAGGUGUUCUGUGGGGGCUAUGACUCCAGAUGACUGGGGGGCAAGACCCUCUGAUGGGAGAAUUUGAGUUCAGAGUCUUUCUGCUUUUGUGUCCUGCACGUGUCAUCCAACAUUUCCCCUGACGACUCUCAAGGGGAUUUUCUUAUCUCCUCUUUCGUGCAAGUGAGUGUUCAAAAUCUGAGUUCAUGGAUUCAUUGCAACCUCCAGAGAUUCUGAUUUAGAGUAUCUGCGUCAUAUUAUUUUUCAAAAACCUCCACAAGAUUUUGUUAUUUCACUCCCUUUUGGGAGCACUAUUUCUUUCCUAAUUGCAAACAGAAUCUACACACAUAUGAUAAAAACACAGCCAAUAAGAAUAUGUAACACCAAUACAGUGUCAGAAACAAUUAUGUAUUAAAUUUGUUUUAAUGUUUAUUUAUUUUGAGAGAGAGAGAGAGAGAGAGAGACAGAGAACAGAAGUGAGUGAGAGGCAGAGAGAGCCAAAGAGAGGGACAAUCCCAAGGAGGAUCUGAGCAGCUAGCCCAGAGUAUGAUUAGGGGCUGGAACUCACAAACUGUGACAACAUGACCCAAGGCAAAAUCAAGAUUUGGAUGCCUAACUGACUGAGCCACCCAAGCACACCAGAAAUAUUAAUAUUUUAGUAUUUUCUAACAAUUGCUGGAGGCAUAUCCCUUUUUCUUGCAUUUUGAUCAUGGCUGUGAUAGAAGGUCCAUAAGUUGACUGUAUCACAGCUCUUUGACACAAGUAGGUGGGGCAACAGUGUAAAAAACUUUUAGGUCAAAGAAAAACCUACUAACAUCAAUCCAGAUAAACCCAUUCAGAUAUCAGGCCCUCGUGUGACCUCACAGGUAUGACAAUGGUUUUAUGUAGCCUUCAUGUCACGGAGGGGGAGGGCAUGAUGCAUACCUGCCAGUGACACUAAGAACUUGAGCUGGUAACACGCCAGGUGGUGCUCACGUGUCAUUAUGUGCAAAGUCGGAGAAGCACCAAUGUGCGGUGUGCACGUUGGUGAGAUUCAGUUUGUGAUCCAACCCGUUCAUUAGAAAUGACUUUUGGGGACAUUAUCAUGGAGGAACAAUACAUGACCCAAGUCAUAUUUCAUAUGCUACAUGUUUUACCUAUAGUGACACAGGAAACGUUUUAAAGGGUAAAAGGUAUUUAGAUCCUCUUUUCAUACCAUUUUCAAAUUCUUUUAUCCAGGCUUCAAGUGAUCAAGGCUUUUAUAUCUCACAUCCUCCAAGGGCCCCAUAUAUUUGAAUGCGGCGACAUACUAUGAAAAUAUGGGAAAUGAAUACUACUUCCCAGAAAAUCCCAUGUUCUGUGCAGAUUGCUCAGAUUCCCCAGGAGGAAACUUAAACAAAAUAGGAUUGUAUGUUAAUUGUAAAAAAAAAACUCCAUAUGUCUUAUCUUUACAAGUAGCCAUCUCAUUAUGAAAUAAGUGUUAUACAAUUCUGAGUGAUGAGUAAGAAAUAGAAACAUCCCAUAACAAGUGAAUGUGACAUUGUAGUCUUCCUUUUAUUUUUUACUUUAUUAA